AUACACACAGAAAGCAUUGACAUAACAGAUCGAAUACACAUUAUAUUAUAUUAAUGAGAGAAUAAAGAGAAGUAAUUGCACUAGCAGCAGUAUUGACAAUUAAUCAGUUAGCCGGCUUGAAUGCUACUUAUGGACGGAGAAAAGAAGAGGAAGAGAACAGCAAUCGGCGCCGGAGAUCGGAGUAAGGAUGAGGUAGAAGCUACUGUGAAAGAGGAGGAGUCGCCGUCAGAGGCGGAGGUUGACGAGUUCUUCGCGAUCUUACGGAGGAUGCAUGUGGCGGUGAAAUAUCUCCAGAGAAAUGCUCAGAUUCGGCCGGAAAACGUUAACGCAUCGCCGGACGGUGCUAACGGUGUCGCAGUUGGACAGAAGAGAGAACGGGGAAUCGUGAGAAAAAGUGAUUUGGACCUCAACACUCUGCCGGACGGCGGAGACUAAUUAACGCAGUUUAAGCAUAGGUUAAUUACAUAAAUGCACCCUUAAUUAUCGUAGAUUCUUAAGAUUGAUCUGCUGCACAGAUUAAUUAAUUAAAGCCUUUUUUUUAUAUAUAUUUCUCCGGUAAACGGUUUGCUCUUUGUGAUUUUCUUUAAUAAAUUUAAUUUAUUUUAUCAUUA
Messenger RNA from Solanum verrucosum, 611 nucleotides. RefSeq lists its product as uncharacterized. The transcript has a single exon. Bases 121 to 435 code for a protein of 104 amino acids. Gene Ontology annotation, biological process: regulation of systemic acquired resistance. The record is from RefSeq and is a predicted model, not a curated record. Lineage: Eukaryota; Viridiplantae; Streptophyta; Magnoliopsida; Solanales; Solanaceae.